Mytilinidion resinicola is the source of this 432-nucleotide messenger RNA. RefSeq lists its product as uncharacterized. The transcript is spliced from 4 exons. The coding region runs from base 1 to 432 and encodes 143 amino acids. The record is from RefSeq and is a predicted model, not a curated record. Lineage: Eukaryota; Fungi; Ascomycota; Dothideomycetes; Mytilinidiales; Mytilinidiaceae.
AUGGCUGAAGAAGCUUCGCCCAUCGACCACACCCCCAUCUCACCCGUCCGUGCCGGUGUCCUUCGCCGCAACUCGCUCGAGAAGCACUUGCAGCAUCGUCCGGAAGCUCAGGAUCUGAAGAAUAGACAUAUCCUGCUGGAUACUACGGCUGCACCGGCGCUGCAGUCCAAGGCGCUGGAGCUCGAGCGACAGCGUGCGACUGACAAUCUGAAGAAGGGACUGUCUCAGAGGCCCGAGAGAGACGAGCUGGUUGAGCGCAACAUCCUCCCAGACUCGAACGCUGCCCCUGCUCUUCAAGGCCAUCAACGCGAACUUGAGCGCCAUAUGCGUGCGAACAGCCUCGAGAAGGGCCUGCAAGGAAGGCCCAAACCGGAGGAUUUGGUGAAGCAGGGCAUUCUGGAAGAGGAUGAAAUCCCUGUCAAGGACGCCUAG